This is a messenger RNA of Arabidopsis lyrata subsp. lyrata, 1326 nucleotides long. Its product is annotated as (DL)-glycerol-3-phosphatase 1, mitochondrial. NCBI's taxonomy places the organism in Eukaryota, Viridiplantae, Streptophyta, Magnoliopsida, Brassicales, Brassicaceae. The transcript has 6 exons. Bases 38 to 922 code for a protein of 294 amino acids. Gene Ontology annotation, molecular function: sn-glycerol 3-phosphatase activity. The record is from RefSeq and is a predicted model, not a curated record. Gene Ontology annotation, biological process: glycerol biosynthetic process.
UAUUAUACGUCAGGUAAAUUCUUUGUGUCGUCAAACUAUGUUAACAACUCCGACAAGAUUCGUUGCUCUAAUAAGAAUCCCAUUCCGAUCUUCCAUUAAGUUUCCGAUCUCCAUUGCUCACUUUCCCAAAGGUUAUCCUCAGAAAACAGUUAUCAGAGCUUUAUCAAAUCUCCAAACGAUGUCGACCCCUGACGCCGCCGUCAGCGCCACCGUCACCGACGCCGGCAGAGGAUCGAUCACUCACGUCAUAUUCGACAUGGAUGGUCUCCUUCUCGACACGGAGAAGUUUUACACGGAGGUCCAGGAAAAGAUACUUGCUAGAUACAAUAAAACAUUUGAUUGGUCUUUGAAGGCAAAGAUGAUGGGGAGAAAAGCGAUCGAAGCUGCCAGGCUUUUCGUUGACGAAAGUGGAAUCAGUGACUCUCUUUCCGCUGAAGAGUUUAUUGUAGAAAGAGAGUCAAUGUUGCAAGACCUUUUCCCCACAAGUGACCUUAUGCCAGGAGCCAGCCGACUUCUCAGACAUCUCCAUGGGAAAGGAGUUCCAAUUUGUAUAGCCACAGGUACACACACACGACAUUUUGAUCUUAAAACACAAAGACACCGUGAGCUUUUUUCGCUGAUGCAUCACAUAGUGCGGGGGGAUGACCCAGAGGUGAAGCAAGGGAAGCCCGCUCCAGACGGCUUUCUUGCUGCAUCCAGGAGAUUUGAGGACGGUCCUGUAGAUCCACAGAAGGUUCUCGUGUUUGAAGAUGCGCCUUCUGGAGUCCAGGCAGCUAAAAACGCCGGAAUGAAUGUGAUAAUGGUACCGGAUCCAAGAUUAGAUAAGUCCUACUGCAAUGUUGCGGACCAAGUUCUGGCCUCUUUGCUAGAUUUCAAACCAGAGGAAUGGGGCUUACCUUCCUUCCAGGAUUCACACAACUAAAACCACAAAAUCUUUCAGGGCAACGUUAUCCUCAAGCUAACGAUACUUGACUCGUUGACGACUUUGGUUCUUUAAUGAUUAAAGCCUCUGUACCCUAUACGAGAAAGAUCAUUGCAAAUUAUAGAUUCUUAUUGGGGUAAUUUAAAACAAUAUAUUUAUGUUCGUGAUUUGAUAUCUGAUUUAUGAUUGUAAUUGUUAUCCAGACCGUUAAGUGUGACUUUGGUGAGAAGGAUAUGGGAUCGAUUGUUGUGAGUUUGGAUUACAUUCGAAGGUCAUAAUAACUCAUAAGCUUAGAUUGUGUGGGAUGUUGUGAUUUUGUCGUUAAAGUGGUUUACUGGUUUGGACUUUAACUUGUACUGAAUACUUGGUUUCUUUUUUUCUGAAUUCAACUUUAUAGAUGGCUA